Messenger RNA from Fusarium odoratissimum NRRL 54006, 312 nucleotides. RefSeq lists its product as uncharacterized. Lineage: Eukaryota; Fungi; Ascomycota; Sordariomycetes; Hypocreales; Nectriaceae. The transcript has a single exon. The coding region runs from base 1 to 312 and encodes 103 amino acids. The record is from RefSeq and is a predicted model, not a curated record.
AUGCCGCUUCGAACUAAGACAGAGAUCGCAACGGAGCUUGAUAGCCUCCGAUAUGAAAUAGACAAGGUAGAAACCGAUAUUGAGAAAGUGGGUUGGGAAAUACAAGAGGUGAUGGCAAAAAGGAUGGCUGCCGAGUCGAUCAUGAGUGGGAGCUUUGAGCAAGACCAGAAGGACAUGGCUCAACAGCAACAUCAAGAGUUUUGUACACAAUUAGUGGAUCUAUGCCAGAAGCAAGACUAUCGCAACAGGGAGAUGCAGGACCUGAAGAGGAGGGAGACAAGGCUUAGCAGGCAGUGGCAAUCAGCAAACUAG